Molecule: messenger RNA, 1547 nt
Organism: Pelobates fuscus (common spadefoot toad)
Lineage: Eukaryota; Metazoa; Chordata; Amphibia; Anura; Pelobatidae
Gene: PSMC6
Product: proteasome 26S subunit, ATPase 6
Exons: 14
Coding region: 18-1229 (403 amino acids)
Biological process (GO): positive regulation of RNA polymerase II transcription preinitiation complex assembly
Cellular component (GO): proteasome regulatory particle, base subcomplex; cytosolic proteasome complex
Molecular function (GO): ATP hydrolysis activity; ATP binding; proteasome-activating activity
Source: RefSeq, a predicted model, not a curated record
GUCCUCCCCCGGCGGACAUGGCCCUUCCCGGCAUUCCCUACGAGCAGCGGCUUCUCAUCAUGGCGGACCCCCGGGAGAAGGCUCUGCAGGACUACAGGAAGAAACUGCUGGAGCACAAGGAGAUCGACGGGCGGCUCAAGGAGUUGCGUGAACAACUGAAGGAGCUAACAAAACAGUAUGAGAAAUCUGAAAAUGACCUGAAGGCUCUGCAAAGUGUGGGGCAGAUUGUUGGAGAAGUUCUCAAACAACUGACAGAGGAAAAAUUUAUUGUAAAAGCUACAAAUGGACCAAGAUAUGUUGUUGGCUGUCGUCGACAGCUGGAUAAAAGUAAGCUGAAGCCGGGGACUCGAGUAGCCUUGGACAUGACGACACUGACUAUCAUGCGUUAUUUACCACGAGAAGUGGAUCCUCUGGUGUACAACAUGUCUCAUGAGGACCCGGGAGAUGUGUCCUACUCGGAGAUUGGAGGGCUUUCUGAACAAAUCAGAGAGCUUAGAGAGGUCAUUGAACUCCCCCUCACAAACCCAGAGCUGUUUCAGCGUGUUGGAAUAAUCCCUCCAAAGGGCUGUCUGCUGUAUGGCCCACCAGGUACUGGGAAAACUCUUUUAGCGAGAGCUGUUGCCAGCCAGCUGGACUGCAAUUUCUUAAAGGUGGUAUCUAGUUCUAUCGUAGAUAAAUACAUUGGUGAGAGCGCUCGUCUCAUUAGAGAGAUGUUCAACUAUGCCAGAGACCACCAGCCGUGUAUCAUUUUUAUGGAUGAAAUUGAUGCCAUAGGUGGCCGUCGUUUUUCUGAAGGCACGUCAGCUGAUAGAGAAAUCCAGAGAACUCUGAUGGAGUUGCUGAAUCAGAUGGAUGGUUUCGACACGUUGCAUAGAGUAAAAAUGAUUAUGGCCACAAACCGACCCGACACGUUGGAUCCGGCCUUGCUGCGUCCUGGGAGACUGGACAGAAAAAUUCAUAUUGAGCUACCUAACGAGCAAGCACGGUUAGAUAUUCUGAAGAUACACGCUGGCCCAAUUACAAAGCACGGGGAAAUAGAUUAUGAAGCAAUUGUGAAGCUUUCCGAUGGCUUUAAUGGAGCGGAUCUAAGGAAUGUCUGCACUGAGGCUGGAAUGUUCGCCAUUCGGGCAGAUCAUGACUUUGUGGUCCAGGAAGACUUCAUGAAAGCCGUGAGGAAGGUUGCAGAUUCCAAGAAAUUAGAGUCUAAACUUGACUACAAGCCUGUCUAGUAAUAAUCAGAGACUGCAUGGGUGAUUGGCUUAUGUUAGGGGUUUGGUCUUUAUUAAAAGUAAAUAGAACUUCAAUUUAGUCAUUUGAUUGUCGUGGAAGAUAUCUGCUCUCUAUUCUAAUAAUACUGCAUUCGCUGCAGUCAUGUUGGGCACAACUGUUGUCACUAAGCAUUUGUGUAUGAAGGUUAGCCUCUGCAAUAGUGUAACCUAGCAGAUUGUAUGAAAGUUACUGUAUUACGUAAGAAUUUUAUAUCAAUUUGACUUUUUUUUUUUUUCUCUUUCCCCUUUCCAGGGGUAAAUAAACACUCUAAAAACUGG